Messenger RNA from Kockovaella imperatae, 1224 nucleotides. RefSeq names its product P-loop containing nucleoside triphosphate hydrolase protein. Gene Ontology annotation, biological process: proteasome-mediated ubiquitin-dependent protein catabolic process. The record is from RefSeq and is a predicted model, not a curated record. Gene Ontology annotation, cellular component: proteasome regulatory particle, base subcomplex. Lineage: Eukaryota; Fungi; Basidiomycota; Tremellomycetes; Tremellales; Cuniculitremaceae. The transcript has 8 exons. Bases 1 to 1224 code for a protein of 407 amino acids. Gene Ontology annotation, molecular function: ATP hydrolysis activity; proteasome-activating activity; ATP binding.
AUGGCAGUGGCGACGCAGAAGAUGCCGAAGACGAGCUCGAUAAAGCCCCCUGGAGGCAGUAUAAAAACGUAUCUUCAGAACAAGAUCGAAUCUGCCGAGUUGGAUAUCACAAAGAAGACUCAGAAUCUGCGAAGAUUGGAAGCACAGAGGAACUCGCUGAACGCACGGGUCCGUCUUCUAAGAGAAGAGUUACAGCUGUUGCAGGAACCCGGCAGUCAUGUGGGCGAAGUGGUCAAGGUGAUGGGAAAGAAGAAGGUUCUGGUGAAAGUCCAGCCAGAAGGCAAAUAUGUCGUCGACUUUUCCUCCGAUAUCCCUGUAUCCGCCCUCACCCCCAAUCUCCGUGUCUCUCUCCGCGCCGACUCUUACGAGCUUCACUCCAUUCUUCCGAAUAAGAUCGACCCGUUGGUGUCUCUGAUGAUGGUAGAAAAGGUUCCCGAUUCGACGUACGAAAUGGUUGGAGGAUUAGACAAACAGAUCAAGGAGAUCAAAGAGGUCAUUGAAUUACCCGUCAAGCAUCCUGAAUUGUUCGAAUCUCUCGGUAUCGCUCAACCCAAAGGUGUACUCUUGUAUGGACCUCCAGGAACAGGAAAGACUCUGCUGGCAAGAGCAGUAGCGCAUCAUACCGAUUGUCGAUUCAUUCGAGUUAGUGGAAGUGAACUGGUCCAAAAGUAUAUCGGAGAGGGAAGUCGAAUGGUCAGAGAAUUGUUCGUCAUGGCUCGAGAGCAUGCUCCGAGUAUCAUAUUCAUGGAUGAGAUUGACUCCAUCGGAUCGUCGCGAAAUCCUUCGGGUGGUGGAGGAGAUUCAGAGGUGCAGAGGACGAUGAUGGAGUUGCUGAAUCAGCUGGAUGGAUUUGAGUCGACCAAGAAUAUCAAGGUCAUCAUGGCUACCAACAGAAUAGACAUCCUCGAUGCCGCUCUAUUACGUCCUGGUCGUAUUGACAGGAAGAUCGAAUUCCCGCCCCCUAACCCUGAAGCUCGAAUCACCAUUCUCAAGAUUCACUCUCGAAAGAUGUCACUGCAGCGAGGCAUAAACUUCCGUUCACUGGCCGAGAAAAUGGGGCACUGCUCUGGCGCUGAGGUUCGAGGUAUUUGCACGGAGGCUGGCAUGUACGCCCUUAGAGAGAGACGGCAGUAUGUUGGCCAGGAGGACUUCGAGAUGGCUGUUGCCAAGGUGUUGAAGAAGAACUCAGAAGGUAAUACCAGUGUCAACAAGCUCUUUAGCUAG